UAGAAAUAAAUAUAUAAUAAAUUAUAAAAACUAUGGCUCCAGUACCAUUGGAAGGACAUCAAACUCCUGUGACUAAUAUGCCACAGGAAGGCAAUCGUGGUGGCUCUAUCUCUCUCGGAUUACUAAUCGAUUUUAUCAUUCAAAGAACAUAUCAUGAACUUACAGUAUUAGCUGAAUUAUUACCUAGAAAAACGGAUAUGGAGCGUAAAAUUGAAAUAUAUAAUUUCUCUGCAAGGACACGUCAAUUAUUUGUACGAUUAUUGGCAUUAGUUAAAUGGGCUAGUAGUGCUACAAAAGUUGAAAAAUCUGCUCAUAUUAUGGCAUUUCUUGAUAAACAGUCAUUAUUAUUUGUUGACACGGCUGAUAUUUUAGCAAGAAUGGCUCGUGAAACUUUAGUUCAUGCUAGAUUACCAAACUUUCAUUUGCCAGCUGCUGUUGAAGUAUUAACAACUGGAUCAUAUAAUCGUCUUCCAGCAUGUAUUCGAGAAAAAAUUGUUCCGCCAGAUCCAAUUACAAUAACAGAAAAACGCAGUACUUUACAAAGAUUAAAUCAAGUCAUCCAGCAUAGACUUGUAAUUGGAAAUCUUUUACCUCAAAUGAAAAAUUUAGAAAUUGAUGCUGGACGAGUAACAUUUCACAUAGAACAAGAAUUUUCUGUUUCAUUAACUGUAAUGGGCGAUGGACCUAAUUUACCAUGGAGAUUAUUAGAUCUUGAAAUUUUAGUAUCUGAUCGAGAAACAGGUGAUGGAAAAUCAUUAGUACACCCAUUACAAACACAUUAUGUACAUCAAGUUAUACAGGCACGUCUUUCAGAGAGCACUGAUCCUUUGUCUGAAGUAUAUCAUAUUUUACAUUAUUUUUGUCAAUCGUUACAAUUGGAAGUAUUAUAUUCACAAACCUUAAGAUUGAUAAGAGAUAGAUUAGAUGAUCAUAUUCGUAUAGAUAAAUAUAUUUCUGGGGAGUGUUUAACUAUUUCUUAUUGGAAGGAAUUAACAAAUAAAGAUUCUGGAUCAGAACUUGGAUAUAAACUUAGUAUUUUAGUAGAUCAGCAUGAUCCCGCAAAACCAUUAGCAAUUGUUCACACACCAUCAUUGACAAAUAAAGAAUGUGAAUUUUCAGAUUUAGCAAUAAGAUCAAAUCAGUUGUCAAUGGAAUAUUUAUUAGUUCACACUAUCUAUAUAAGAACAAGAAAUCGUUUGGCUGAUUUAAAACAAGAAUUACAAAAUAUGUUUAAAGGUGCAGAAUGUAUAUUAGCAGGUUCACCGGCAAUUUUAUCAGUUCCAAUUUUACAACCAUGCCUUAGAGCUGAAUUGCUUUUGAUUGCAGUUGAUACUCAUACUGGUAUGUUACAGUGUCAUAUACCACAAUAUGAUGCUCCACUUGUUCCAGAAUUAACAGCUGCAUUAAAUGAUGAUCAUUUGAAACUUGCAGUAUUAAUAUCAGAAUUAAGAUUUUGGAUCACACAAAAACGUUGUGAGAAAACAUUGCAACAUUUACCUGCUACAUCCCAUGAAAAAUUACCACUAGUAUACCAAGCAGAUCAUCCAAUAACAUCUAUUAGUAAGCAUAGAAUAUUUGUGCAGUUUCAUAGACAUCCAACUGUAAUUCUAAUUGUAUCAUUCAAAGAAAAUAAAUUAUCACCAUGUGAUAUUCAAUUUUCCUUUUAUUUAUGUGCAGUUAAGCCGUGUUCAAUUGAACAUGAUGCAAAUGAUGACAAUAUUGAAACUAAAACUCAUAAUGUAUAUUUAAAAUUAGAAAGUCUUAUUGAAUUUGAUACAUUUGUUAUAACUCAUGGAUCAUUUACAAGUAUUGAUUGUGAAAAUAAUGAAUUAGAAUCUACUACUUCAACAGAAUUAAUAGAUAAAAAUGGUAAAAAACGUAGAAAUGUUGGUCUUAGUAUAAGAACUGACAUAAAUAGUUCAAUGCAAAGUAAAAGACCAAAAUCUCCAGCAUAUUUCAUUCCAGAAUUAGCGCAUGUAGUUGCACUUUGCGAUGAACAAAUACCGUUUGUUAUGCUUGCUCAAGAAUUAACAAAACGAGAAAUCGCUCAUCAAGGUUUACAAAUAGAAGCAAAUGCUACUGCAUUAGUAUUAAAACUUGUUCAACUUCCGGCUCCUUCCAUAAAUAUGUUAACAAAUAAUGCAUGGAAUGCUCUUCUUAAAAGAUUAUUAAGUGUAGCGAUUCGAGUGCAAGGUAAAGGAACAGGAAAAGUUUGGUUAGUAGAGUUUUUAUUUUAUGGUAGUCCUCUGAUAAGCAGUCAUCCAAAAGAGCAGGGUUUAAGAAGGCCUAUUUAUUUUCAAUAUGAAAUGGGGACGAUAGAUACAAUAUCUCAAAUGGUGGAUUUACUUCUUAACGAUUGGGUGCAAAUUGUCAAUCUUUAUUUACUGAUCCAUGAUCUUUCAGAAUAUUUCAAAAUGGAAAAAUCAAAUUUUCGUAAUAUUGCAAGUAUUAAAUCUUACAAUUAUAGUAAAUUAAUAAUGUCUUAUGGACCUUAUAGAAGAGCAACAAUAACAGCACAAUGGGAUGCAAAAAUUAAGGGGUUUAAACUUUAUUUUGGUAAAAGUCCAACGAGUACAAUUGAUAAUGCACACUCUCUACUGAAAGAGCAACUGGAGGCACAUCUAAAUCGAGAUAAAAAUCUAAUGCAAAUCAUUCAUAUUUUAAACGAAACUCUUCAGCCUCUCACGUCAAUAAGUAAAUUACCUAUAAUACCCCAACUUGGCUUGUACGAAAAGCGAAUGCAAAUACCCGUACAAACGUUUGUUAUAAUGCCUCAGUGUAUAACAUUAGUGAGGAUCGCCUAUCAAAAUAUGUAUUGCUUAGAAUUAUGUUUUCGAGGUGAUGGUCUUGUAAGCCUACGUGACGGUGCUUACAGUCGUUUUGACCAUAGUAAUGUUGUCGAUGGUUUCACACCUAUCCAAGGUUUAAGUACGUUUUUGUCCCAAUAUGUCGAUAAAAAUGCUGUAUAUCGUCGCCGCUCUCAAUCUGAAGACGACAAUCCACCAUCACCCGUUACUAUAGAUAGCGAAGGUAAUGGAGCUGGAAGUAUUGGUUUUCUGGCACAUCAUAGGAGUGGACCUCAGUCACCGGCACAGCAACGCGAAGCUCUCCGAUUUCAUCCGCCACUAACUCCUCCAUCUGGAAGUAACCCUAAUACGCCAGCAAGUCCACAUACGGCAGGUAUGCCUCCGAGUGGUCAACAUCAGGGUUAUGGCAAUAGUCCGGGUAUGUCGCUCAAUUUAGCUUCACCACCAUCUCUUACACCAAGUACGCCUAAUGUUCUGCCUCACCCUUCACCUGGUUCAGGUCUCGUAGCUAGUCCGUUAAAUCAGAUGCAUGCUCCUAGUCCAGCAGGCCUUAUGCCUACCUCUUCUCCAGGUCCAUGUGGUAGUGUUCAAGUAGGCCAUUCUCCGGCCAGUUCUUUCAUGCAGGCAAGUCAUGGACUAGAUGGUAGUCCAUUUCCUUCUUCACAGAGUAUGGCCUCACCUGCAGCUUCGAACUGGGUUGGUUCACCGAGCAUAUCACGGCCUUCGCCAGCACGCCCUGGUCAAAGUCCAGGUCACGUACCAUUGCAUAGUCCUCAACAAACAGCAGCUGAACAUCGAACAUUAAACCAUGUAUCGCGUGUUUUACCUCAAAGAUCUUGGGCGGGUGCUAUUCCUACAUUACUCAGUCACGAAACACUCGAGUUAUUAUGCGGAGGCUCACGGCAAUCUGGACAAUCGAGUAGUCUUGGCCCCGAUACGUCACCACUCGAAAGAUUUUUAGGUUGUGUUUACAUGCGUCGGCAAUUACAACGCUUUAUUCAAACAAAUGAGAGCUUGGCAAUCGUUAACAGCACUGAACCAGGUGUUAUUCAUUUUAAAGUAGAAAGUUUGCAAUGUCGCGUUUCGCUAAAUCCUCAGAAUAUGCAAUCAUUGCAUAUUAAGAUACAACCAUUACCAGAACACAACAAACAAUGGAGUCUUGACGAUCUGCAAACGCUUGAAAAGUUUUUUGAGAGCCGAGCAGUGGCUGCACCUUAUAAGCCUAAUACUUUAUUAGGUUUUCUUAACAUGUUAAAUCUGCCUUUCAAUGUCCUCAAAGACUUUGUUCAGAUAAUGAAGCUUGAGUUAAUUCCUGGUUUAGUACAACAGCAGCAGAUGAAAUGGACUGCACAAUGGUGUCUUCGAGUGCCACCGUCAGCAAUGCCCAUCGUUCCUUGUGGUAUGCCAGCUGUUAUCCAACACAAGAUGAAGAUUCUGUUUUUUUUACAUAUUUUACGAUUGGGAGUGCAAUGUCGGGAAGAAGAAGAGCCACCAUCUCUUAUUUUACCAUUGGUUUACGAUGUUAGAACAAAUUUGACUCAACUGGCAAAUGAAAGAGAUUCUGCUCCUGCUUCUGCAAUGACUGCCGUUUCAGUACAGCUUAAACGGUUCGCCGAGUAUGGAAGUAAUUCACAAGAAUGUUCCAUUUUUCCUGCGGUGAGGAACCUUUUAGUAAACUUAAUAUUGCCUUCGGAGACAUUGGUACCUCAGCAAAUGGCAUCUUCAAUAUCUGGGGGACAAGUGACAGCUGGGCAGCAGAUACCGAGCGCUGGCAUGCAAAUGAUGCCUGGAGCUCAGGGACCACCACAAGGACCUUACAGAACACAGGGAAUGGCCCCAUUGAAUAUGAUGGGUGGUCCUCAGUGAUAUGAAAGUUUAGAUAUUUGUAGUUAUUGAUAAAAUCGAUUAAGCAUAAUAAAUUCAGCAGAUCAUUAAAGAGAUGUCAUUUGCAGUACCACCAGAAGAUUUGUAAAAUUUAUAAAAUGAAAACUAACAGUU
Messenger RNA from Ceratosolen solmsi marchali, 4805 nucleotides. It is a transcript of the gene MED14, whose product is annotated as mediator complex subunit 14. The record is from RefSeq and is a predicted model, not a curated record. Gene Ontology annotation, biological process: regulation of transcription by RNA polymerase II. Gene Ontology annotation, cellular component: core mediator complex; mediator complex. The transcript has 2 exons. Lineage: Eukaryota; Metazoa; Arthropoda; Insecta; Hymenoptera; Agaonidae. Gene Ontology annotation, molecular function: transcription coregulator activity. The coding region runs from base 33 to 4673 and encodes 1546 amino acids.